AGCACUCUACUUUGCCUAUUGACGCCAGUCGCUUUCUCCGGCCUUGCCUAAGGAACGGAAAACAGGUUUCCCUCUCUAUCUGGUAGGUACCAAUGGCCUUGUGACCGAUCUUCAUUUUUUCCUUCUUCAGUGCUAGAACAACCCUUUCACUGGUCACCACGGAUUCAGUACCACAAUUGACGCAACCAUGGAUAGCAAAGGAAACGAUGCAUUGAUAAAGACCACGAAGGUGACAGAAUGGACGAUAAAUCAUGGCGGAUACCUUUCCCUCUUAUUUGGAGGAUUUAUUUUAUUUGGAUGCGCCUUAGCUUAUAUCAUCGCUGUAUCCAGAGGAAAUGUUGAUCCAUUUCUUCCUUUAAUUAGUGACGCUGCUGGUUCUCCCCCUCAAAAUGGUCUUUUUGGGACAUUUGUUUGCUUGGGAGGCAUGUUUGGUGUAGCGUUUAUGGUUCAGAGGUAUAUGAUUGUUCUGGAAAUUAAUCGUGAAAAAAGUAGCCUAGUGACUUUAGUGAACAAGCUUAGUCUUGUAGUUGGUGUCCUCUCUAUGAUUGGAAUCACCUUAGUUACCGGAUAUCCAGUCAACUUUUACCGUAACAGAGAUAUCUGGCUCAUGGAUGUUGGACUGCCGCACAUGAUUGGUGGAGUUAUGCUGUUUGCGUUGGGAUUACUUUAUAUAGCAUUCCAAUGUGUUCUUACACUUUUCCUCAGGACAAAAGGAGAUUCGACACUAUUCAUUCGAGUUGUAAUCCUCUUCAUCUGCACGGCAGCAUUUGUUUAUCAUAUGAUCACGGUACCGGAAAAUUUUGGAGGAAUUUCGCACAAGUAUUACAUCAACAGUACUGAAAGUGUCCUUAACGAUACCACAUUACUGCCUUAUCCUCCUACAAUGGGUGCUAGUCUCAAGUUGCCAAUUGACACUAGUGGUACUUAUGUAAAAAGUGCUUUAUCAGAAUGGAUACUUGUAUUCUUUUUCUGUUGUUUCUUCUUCACCUUUUACCAUGAAGCCGAGCAAUUUUCCAUGCAAAUCAUUAUUGAGACGCACUCAACAAAAGAGACUGAACUUGCUGACGAACCGAAAAUAGACAUCAGAAAACUUUCCUUGGCCCAGAUUCAGAAUGGGAGCCAGAUUGAUGGAAAACCAGCACCUGAAGUAAGAAAAUUCCUGAGACGUGACAGUACGUGCCAAACAAUGUCUGAUGGAGUAGAAACCAUGACAAUUACUCCCAAAGAUGUCAAAAAUGGAGGAAAGCCAAAAAAGAAGGCUGCUACUGAUUUUGGAAAUGGAACCAAAAAGCAUGUCGCUAAUGUUGAAGUUGAUACAAAUCUGAGUAAGUUACUUGAAGACUUGAAGAAUGAUGAAGAUGCGGCUAAGGACUUGAAGGAUCAAGUCACUACGACUGAAAAGAAAACAUCAAUGGAAUCCUCCGAGUCAUCAAAAAAGAAGGGAGAUAAAGUUGAUAUAAAGUCUGAUGCCGAUAAAGAAGCCGAAAGAAUUGCAAUCGAAAAAAUAGAUGUUGUAGUGAAAGACGCAGAGGAAAGAGUAGGGAAAGAAGCUACUACGCAAUCCAAUCACGAAGGGAGUGAAGCUAACGAAAAAAGCAGUAGUGAUGAUAAAUAAGGCCAUUUGCAGCAUCCCAAAGUUUUUAUUUAAUGUUUAUGUUUUUCAAAACCCAAACUUAUUAUUGGUUUGAUUUUUUUUUAUUUACCUCAUUUUUCGUAUUAUCAUCACAUUACCUUUCAUUUUUAAUUGCUUUAUUUGCAUUACAUCGUUCCAAUUUCAUUGGUUUGAACUUUAAGUGCAUUUUUUCAGUCCCAGUAUUUUUCACUGUAUAUAUCAUGAUAGUUUCAGGUUCUUGAUGCUGUCAUCAACUAAUUUUUCUCUCUAUUUGAGAUAUUAAAAAAAACCUAGAAUGUUUUACUUAUCAAAAGUAAAAUAGUAUUUAAUUUAUACUAAAAUAACACAAAAUUUGAGCGUAGUUUUAAUUUUUAUUUUGAAAAUUAUGGACUAAUUUAAAUGAAACGGAUCAAGUUGAAAAAUUGAAUUAUUACUAGUACAUUACAAUAUUUCAAUCACAAAUAGUGCUGGAUUCAUUCUAAUGAAAUACAAAUGAAAGCAAGUUUAUUCGAGAAGCAUGGAAUUCGCUGGAAAAAAGACCUGCAAAGUGGCAGAAGAUCAGAUCCUGUAAAUUGACAGAAAGGAAAAGAGUUCAGAGUUUUAUUAGAUCAAACUUACUAUAUUUUUUUUAAUGUUAAUUAACUCAUAUGUCAUUGCAUGUUUAUUUGUAGAAACAUCGUCAAAAGCUUAGUGCCAUUUAUUUAUAUAGUAAUUUGAUUAUUCUGAUGAAUAAGUAUGAAAUGCUUGCAUCACUGUGGAAAAAAUAUUAGCAGUGAUGUUAAUGAUUAUUUUUUGCUAUUAUUUUCAAGAGUAUCAGAUAAAGACACCCGACUUUCUUUUUUUUUAUUAUUUUUUUUUUUUUAAAUUUUAUG
Molecule: messenger RNA, 2484 nt
Organism: Uloborus diversus
Lineage: Eukaryota; Metazoa; Arthropoda; Arachnida; Araneae; Uloboridae
Exons: 8
Coding region: 188-1615 (475 amino acids)
Source: RefSeq, a predicted model, not a curated record